This is a messenger RNA of Bubalus bubalis (water buffalo), 1592 nucleotides long. RefSeq names its product cytokine receptor like factor 1 (gene CRLF1). Gene Ontology annotation, biological process: cytokine-mediated signaling pathway. Bases 6 to 1283 code for a protein of 425 amino acids. The transcript has 9 exons. Gene Ontology annotation, cellular component: external side of plasma membrane. NCBI's taxonomy places the organism in Eukaryota, Metazoa, Chordata, Mammalia, Artiodactyla, Bovidae. Gene Ontology annotation, molecular function: cytokine receptor activity; protein binding. The record is from RefSeq and is a predicted model, not a curated record.
GCCCCAUGCCCGCCGGCCGCCCGGGCCCCGCCGCCCAAUCCGCGCGGCGGCCGCCGCCGCCGCUGCCCCUGCUGCUGCUCUGCGUCCUCGGGGCGCCGCGAGCGGGAUCAGGAGCCGACACGGCUGUGAUCAGUCCCCAGGACCCCACGCUCCUCAUCGGCUCCUCCCUGCAGGCCACGUGCUCAGUGCAUGGGGACACCCCAGGGGCCACCGCCGAGGGCCUCUACUGGACCCUCAACGGGCGCCGCCUGCCCCCUGAGCUAUCCCGAAUGCUCAACGCCUCUACUAUGGCCCUCGCCCUGGUCAACCUCAAUGGAUCCAGGCAGCAGUCAGGGGACAACCUUGUGUGCCACGCCCGCGACGGCAGCAUUCUGGCUGGCUCCUGCCUCUAUGUUGGCCUGCCCCCAGAGAAACCCUUCAACAUCAGCUGCUGGUCCAGGAACAUGAAGGACCUGACAUGCCGCUGGACGCCGGGGGCCCACGGGGAAACCUUCCUCCACACCAACUACUCCCUCAAGUACAAGCUGAGGUGGUACGGGCAGGACAACACGUGUGAGGAGUACCACACGGUGGGACCUCAUUCCUGCCACAUCCCCAAGGACCUGGCUCUCUUCACGCCCUAUGAGAUCUGGGUGGAGGCCACCAACCGGCUGGGCUCAGCCCGCUCUGACGUGCUGACGCUGGACAUUCUGGAUGUGGUGACCACCGACCCCCCGCCGGACGUGCACGUGAGCCGCGUCGGGGGCCUGGAGGACCAGCUGAGCGUGCGCUGGGUUUCACCGCCUGCUCUCAAGGACUUCCUCUUCCAAGCCAAGUACCAGAUCCGCUACCGAGUGGAGGACAGCGUGGACUGGAAGGUGGUGGACGAUGUGAGCAACCAGACCUCCUGCCGCCUGGCAGGCCUGAAGCCCGGCACCGUCUACUUCGUGCAAGUGCGCUGCAACCCCUUCGGCAUCUACGGCUCCAAGAAGGCCGGGAUCUGGAGCGAAUGGAGCCACCCCACGGCUGCCUCCACCCCCCGAAGUGAGCGCCCGGGCCCGGGCGGCGGGGCUUGCGAGCCGCGGGGCAGCGAGCCGAGCUCGGGGCCGGUGCGGCGCGAGCUCAAGCAGUUUCUGGGCUGGCUCAAGAAGCACGCGUACUGCUCGAACCUCAGCUUCCGCCUCUAUGACCAGUGGCGAGCCUGGAUGCAAAAGUCACAUAAGACCCGCAACCAGCACAGGACGAGGGGAUCCUGUCCUCGGGCAGACGGGGCGCGGCGAGAGGUCCUGCCAGAUAAGCUCUAGAGGCUGGGGCUGCCCUCCCUGCUGCAUGGAGAUCCAGGGGCCACCCCAGACUGGGGCCCAUCUCUGUACCCUCCCCUCAGGGUGCGCUAGCCCUGUCAGCAGCAGCGGGGGCGAGUACUCCGAGCUCUGAGGGCCACAACAGCUCUGGCCUCCAUGUGAGGUGCACCCCAGUGGGGGGUGUGUGUGAGUGAAGGGGGGCUUUGCUUCCCAGAAUGCUUGCCAGAGCUGAGUGUGAAGAAGGGUUAUUACUCCCCCUACCCAGGACCCCCUCCAAGGAAUCUUUUUAAAUAAACAAAACUAUUUAGGUGC